Molecule: messenger RNA, 1623 nt
Organism: Trematosphaeria pertusa
Lineage: Eukaryota; Fungi; Ascomycota; Dothideomycetes; Pleosporales; Trematosphaeriaceae
Exons: 2
Coding region: 227-1468 (413 amino acids)
Source: RefSeq, a predicted model, not a curated record
CACAGUUAACCUUCUUUAAAUUUAAGUUCACUGAGGAAGAUCAGGUAUGUACUUCGCGAUACACAUACCAGUGUAGUUCGCUUCCACCGGUUCGCUUGCGGGAGGCUGUCUUUGAAGGCCUUCAGCGUAAAAACAUAAGCCAUGCUGCUGCUUUCGUUGAUGACAUCGCUAAUGUGUACCACCACGUUCGCAGCUAUACGACGGCUUUAAAGCGGACCUCGUGAGAAUGAUUACGAAUAACACAGCACUCCAAUCGCUAGCUAUCGUUCCCACGUUCGUUACGCGAAGAAGCUUUCCAGAAAUGAUGCAGGAGUUCCAACAGAGUACGCUGCCGCAAGGGAUUUUGUAUCUUGCAAUAUUGGCUUCAGAGCUCUUCACAUGGCGUGAGCUAUCGAUAUGGGGUGCUCAGGGUGGAUGGAACAAGCUAGAGCGGCUAUACACUUUCGCGCACUUGCUCAAUGCCUUCAUUGGAAAAGCUGCUCAGCUGGAAGAAUUAGCCGUUCAGCCCCUCUGUUGGACAGAUCUUGACGCAGUCAAACCGUACGUGGAAACGCUGCAAUCCGGCGCAUCAUCAGCACUCACGUUCCCCGGGAUGCGCCGCUUCGUUUAUAGCACAUGCGAGAGAAUCACCAAUCAACAGCAUAACGGCGACAUGCUGCCUUGGGUUCUCUUGAAGAUGAUGCCCGGACUAACAGAUUUCGACAUGGCUCAUUACCACUUCGUGAAUGGAAGCCCCGGUCCUGCCGGAGUGGACACGCCGGGAGCGGAAGAGCUUCGCAACCUUCGGCAAGUGUGCCCGAAAAUCGAGCGAUAUCAACUCGAUUUCGCUGUAGAUGGCCGCUGGCCAUUUGACCUCCUCAACGAGCUAGCCCGAUUUCCCCAGCCGAUCGAGCUCGACCUCUACCUUCAUCUUGCUUUAGAGGACGCUAAGCGCCUUUCUAAGAAGCGAAAGUGCCAAUACGCUUUCGAAUACAUGAAGUCCAUUCGGAAGUCCGUCAGUUUACCCGUCCAGUCGCCCUUCCGGGUGGGGUUCAAAACCAUUCGGCCGGCAGCGGAGAUGGAGGGCCACUAUAGGAUCCCGGACUACAACUUCUACCUCAGCAAGAGGGGGAACACUUGCUGUGGGGAGCGCAAGAGCAAACCGAGCAAACCAUUCUCGCCGAAGUUUGACUUCGGCGACAUUUCGGUAGAGGAGCUGGUGAAGAUGAGCAACCGGCCAAUCUGUAAGAUGCUCGUUGCGCUACCGCUGGGAUUCGUGCCGGCAAAAUGGUACGUACAUGAGUUCCGCAAAAGUUACACCAUAAUUGAUGAGAUUUUGCGCCGUUGCUCGAGAAUCGCGCGGUGGAGGUGUUUGGAAGACGCGACGCUAUUCGAUUUGUGGGAUGCGAAGGGAAGCGAUGCGCACGGCAGCAGCGAGGGGGAGGAAGUACAGGAAGACCCGCGUCCGCAAGCCUUAGGCGAUUCAUGAUACGCCAUCGCUAUCGCCGGAACGGAGUCUCUUGUGGAUGACCCAGACACAGACAUCGCGGAAGCCCAGGACGGCACUGCGGAUUAGGCGAGCUUCUUCACGAGUCAGGAGACUAUGGCUGCUGCGUCCAGGAUGGUUUGUUGUUCUUCCAUCCA